Postia placenta MAD-698-R-SB12 is the source of this 4431-nucleotide messenger RNA. RefSeq lists its product as hypothetical. The coding region runs from base 1 to 4431 and encodes 1476 amino acids. The record is from RefSeq and is a predicted model, not a curated record. Gene Ontology annotation, molecular function: guanyl-nucleotide exchange factor activity. The transcript has 19 exons. NCBI's taxonomy places the organism in Eukaryota, Fungi, Basidiomycota, Agaricomycetes, Polyporales, Adustoporiaceae. Gene Ontology annotation, biological process: regulation of ARF protein signal transduction.
AUGGACACCGCGAUACCACCAACACCUGUGGGGUGCGUGUCUAUGCGGCACAUUCUGCUCUCAGAGAUCCUUGCUGUUACUUCUGUAAUGCGCAAGAACUCAAGAUGGGCACUGUCUACGCACUCCUUCAAAUCACGAGAAUCUGCACUUGCAAACAGCCUGGGGCUCAGGAGGGUGAGAAACGUCCCUGAGGGAAAUGCUACGCGUCGUGGGAGCACGGAGCAGGAGCUGAUGGGUGGCUUCCAAGAGCUGAAACGGAUUGUGAAGGACGCAGAAGAUGUACGCACACUACCCUUGACCACGCUUCUCGGACCGUUUCUCGCCAUCAUUCGGUCCCCUCUGUCCACCGGACCCAUCACCUCAGCCGCUCUUACCUCUAUUCAUAAUUUCUUCGUUUGCAAUUUGAUCCACGUAUCUUCCAACAACCUCCCUGCUGCGCUUUCAGAACUUAGCAACUCUAUCUCGCGCUGUAAAUUUGAGACCAGCGACUCUUCUGGCGAUGAGGUUGUUCUUCUCAAGAUCAUGGCCGUCAUCCAGGAGACACUAUGCGGUUCCAUAGGCCAUACACUGGGAGAUGUCGAAGUCUGCGAGAUGCUGGAGACAGUGCUGACGACGUGUUGCCAAAUGCGCCUGAGCGACCCUGUCACAGAGGAGGCCAAGCUGUCCAGCAAUGGGUAUGAUGUGGUAGAGCAAGAAGGCGGCAUGAGUAUAAGCAACAAUUCUAUUGCGGAAGUUGCAGAUGAGAGUGGGGUUAGCGGUUCGCAAUCUGCAGAGACCCUAGCCCAGCAAGAGCCUCUUGAGCCUCAAGCGCAAGUACAGCGAGAGCAAUACGGGCUUGCGUCAAUCAUUGAGUUGUUGCGUGUGGUGAUCAACGUGCUAGAUCCAAAUGACCCACUUCACACGGAUUCUAUCCGCCUCACCGCUCUCCGCAUCCUCAAUGUUGCGCUCGAGGUGUCUGGGACACGGAUUUGCGAGUUCCCCUCGCUUUCAGCGCUCAUCGUGGACCAGGCGUGCAAAUUCCUUUUUCAACUCGCGCGCUCAGACCAUCAUGCUGUGCUUCAGGCAACCUUACGUACCAUCGCGACCAUGUUUGAGACGAUGCGUCCGAAGCUGAAGUUACAGCAAGAACUCUUUCUUGCGUUCACUAUUGACCGCUUGGCGCCACCCGCCCCUGCCAAGGCGUCCUCCGGGCUCGGUGCGAAGUCGGCCGGCGCAUCACCGAGGCCAUCGACGCCCAUUCCUCCGGGCUUGGAUUCCGAGACCGAGAAGGCCCCGUCAACGCCGCGACUUUUGGUCGCCCCUGCUCGUGGUGACACGCGGGAGCUCCUCCUCGAGACGCUCGCUCAAAUUUCUCGGCACCCGAGCUUCAUGGUCGAUCUGUAUACCAACUACGAUUGUGACAUGAAUUGCGAGAACAUGUUCGAACGUGUAAUCGAGUUCGCCACCAAAGGAAUCUACCCGUCGCAGUCCCUCGGAGGGCACGAAGGCCCGCAGCAGAAUGCGCAAGGCUUGUGCUUGGAUCUGGUGCUCUCAUUUGUGAACCACAUGGCGUUCCGCGCUCAAGGUCAAACUGAUCCUUGGUCGACAGCGUUCACCUCUCCCAAAGAACUUCAGCACACAAAGUCUCGGAAGAAAUUGCUACUCACGGGCACCGCACGCUUCAAUGCUAAGCCGAAGACCGGUAUCGCCUUCCUCGAGGAGAACAAGCUAAUUUACACGGAUCCAAACGAGCCUCGGCCCCUCAGUUUAGCAAAGUUCCUCAAAAGCUCGGCUCGAAUGGACAAGCGCCUCCUAGGAGAUUUCCUAUCGAGGCAGGAAAACAACGAAGUCCUCAAAGCAUUUAUGGGCCUCCUUGAUUUCGGGAAUAAAUCGGUUGCCGAGGCCCUGCGGGAGCUUUUGGAGACCUUCAGACUGCCCGGUGAAUCGCAGCAGAUUGACCGCAUUACCGAGACAUUCGCGGAAUCGUAUUUUGCCACGAAUCCACCUGAAAUCAAGUCUCAGGACGCGGUUUAUGUUCUCGCGUUCUCCAUAAUCAUGCUCAACACCGACUUACAUAAUCCUCAAGUUAGAAAAAGAAUGACGAUUGAGGACUAUAUGCGCAACUUGAGAAGUGUUAACGCAGGCGACGAUUUCUCGCCAGAGUUCCUGCGAAACAUCUACGACUCAAUACGCAAGCGCGAGAUUAUCAUGCCCGAGGAACACACAGGUCAGGCAGGAUUCGAGUAUGCCUGGAAAGAUCUCUUGGCGCGGUCACGGCAAACAGGAGAUCUGAUGAUAUGCAACACUUCGCUCUUUGACAUUGACAUGUUCAAGGCCGUAUGGAGGCCUGUCGUGUCUGCAAUAGCCUAUGCCUUCAUAACCUUCGACGACGACUAUAUCAUUGAGCGUGCGAUCACUGGGUUCCGACAAUGCGCUACACUCGCCAGACAUUUCGGAAUGCCGGAUGUCUUCGACUACGUCGUUGUUCAGCUAUCCCAAGCCACUGGGCUAGUCUCUGAAAUGUCCACGUCGCAGGUUCCUAACUAUCCCGUAGUGGAUAAUGAUGGUCAGCCGAUUACCGUGUCGUCGCUGUCGGUCAGAUUCGGGACGAAUCUCAAGGGACAGCUGGCUGCUGUGGUUCUGUUCAACAUAGUCAAUGGUAACGGUAACGCGCUGCGAGAAGGCUGGACACAGAUCUUCGAGAUGUUCCAGACUCUGUUCUUGCACUCUCUCCUGCCUAUACAGAUGUUGCAGAUGGAGGACUUCUUAGGCGGUGUUUCCAUCAUACCGCUGCGCAGAAGUCAACCUGCUCGUGCUGCUCCUCGAUCCGAUGGUCUUCUGUCGGCACUGUCAUCAUACCUUAUGACCCCGUACUCCUCAAGCUCUGAAACACUGGUUCCCGAGGCGACGGAUAGCGAUGUUGAGCACACGCUGUCCACCAUUGAUUGCAUCAACUCUUGCCGUCUCGACGGACUGUAUAGUCAGAUCAUGCAGCUGGAUUCAGACGCUCUCGUUGCCGCAGUUCGUGCACUUGAAGCCCUAGCUCAUGAACGAACGGUGGCUCGUCUCACGCAAGAAGCAGACGAGAUGCCGCAAGGGGAUGCUGUAGCGCAGGACGGACCAUAUGCACUCCCGUAUGAUCCGGCCUCGGUGUUCCUCCUAGAGACUAUGGUCAGCAUCGCCAGCCAGACACCACAAUACAUUGAAGAGGUUUGGCCUGUCAUCUUCGAGCACCUUUCGGCGCUUCUGUCAACAGCAAUGCAGUACAGUAUACUCUUGAUCGAGAGAGCAGUGGUCGGUCUUCUUCGGCUCUGCUAUAUACUUGCACAGAAGCCAUCUCUACGCGAUCAGGUCUUUGUCUCCUUCGAUGUGUUGGCCGGUCUUCCACCGCAAAUAGCGAGCGCCGUUGCCGAGCAAAUCGUGGCGGGUUUGACUCGAAUCGUAAGAGACCACAAAGACAUUGUCAAGUCGCAGACAGAGUGGAACCUCGUCUUUGCUUUGAUUCGUGCCACAAUCCAACAUGCGGAGGCAUCUCGUCAAUCGUUUGAGCUUGUCUCAGCUUUGCUGUCCGAUGCGCCGGAGCAGCGUGUCACGCCAGACAACGUCACCGGUUUGGUCACUGUUUUGGAUGACUUCGUGACCGCUGCGUCGGCUGCUGUAGAAGCUCAACAGCAAGGACGGCGGAUACAGACCUUGAAUACUUCUAACUCUCCUGUUGUCGAGCGGGGUCGUAAGGCCAUCGACAUGUUAGCUGAUCUCAAGAGGUUCUGGGCGCCGUUCAUGGAGAAUACAAGUAUUCCUCAGGAGCAAGUGUGGCGGCAGUAUUGUCUGCCUAUUCUUACUUCUCUUGGCCGUCAGUGCAUCAAUGUAUCCCGUGAAGUCAGGCAUGCAGCUCUGGUGCACCUGCAGCGCAUCAUUCUUGGACCACACUUGCCGCUCGACAUUAUGAAUCACAGUCAAGUAGAAGAAGUCUUCGAUAAAGUGCUGUUUCCAUUACUCGACGAGCUUCUCAAACCUCAAGUCUUGAUGCGCGAUCCCCUCAGCCUUCCGGAAGCUCGACUGCGUGCGUCUGCUUUGUUAUGCAAGGCAUUUAUGCAUCUCGAGGCCCGGGAGGGCCAACAAUCGGAUAUUCGUGUAUUGUGGAUGCGGGUAUUGGACCUGCUAGAACGGUUGAUGCACGUUGAUCGCAGAGAUCCCUUGCGCGAAGCUGUGCCGGAAUCGCUCAAGAAUGUGUUGCUCGUCAUGAGCGCCACGGGGAUACUAGUGCCACCUUCGUCUCCAGAUAGCAGACGCGACGACGCACAGCAACAAUUAUGGACCACGACUCAUGAGAAGAUUGAGCGCUUCUUACCAGGUUUCCUGGACGACGUGCUCCCGUCACCUGCACCGUCACCACUCCCAUACAUGGACACAUCGUUACCCAGCGCCCCAGCGACUCCUAUACCAUCAUAG